GAUAAGUUUUUGCUGAUAUGUAUUGUACAUUAGGACUAGCUGGCUUUGACUUUAAAAGUCAAGGGGCAUUUUCGAUUACCAAGAACAAACCAAAGAACGACGUCGUUGCAAAGGAGUGUGGGAAGACACAAAAGGGCAACGGUGUACCGCGUGACCAGCACUGACACCAUUAACUCUCUCUCUCUCUCUCUCGGCCUGCAAAUCUAAACCUGCUCUCUCUCUCUCUCUCUCUCUCUCUCUCUCUCUCUGGUUUGUUGCUGCUGCUGCUGUUUCGUCAUGUCGAUAAAAACAGUGAAAGUUAGCAAUGUCUCCUUAGGUGCAUCUGAGCAAGACAUAAAGGAGUUCUUUUCCUUUUCUGGUGACAUUGAGUAUGUUGAAAUGUGCAGUGAAAAUGAGCGGUCUCAAGUUGCAUAUGUUUCCUUCAAGGAUCCCCAGGGGGCGGAGACUGCUGUUCUUCUUUCGGGUGCAACCAUUGUUGAUAUGUCUGUCGGUAUAGCUCUGGCACCAGAAUACAAGCUGCCAGCUACUGCUUCAGUAUCACCAGUUGAAACAGAGAACAAAAAUGCAGUGGCUGCUGAAUCUGCUGUCCAGAAGGCAGAGGAUGUGGUAAGCAGCAUGCUGGCAAAGGGCUUCAUUUUGGGCAAGGAUGCACUCAAUAAGGCAAAGGCCUUCGAUGAGAAGCACCAGUUCACUUCCACUGCUACUGCCAAAGUUGCUUCUCUGGACCAGAAGAUCGGUUUGACUGAGAAAAUCAGUGCUGGAACAACUAUUGUGAAUGACAAAGUGAAGGAAAUGGAUCAGAAGUUCCAGGUUUCUGAAAAAACAAAGUCAGCUUUUGCAGCUGCUGAGCAGUCAGUCAGUAACGCUGGCUCUGCCAUCAUGAAGAACCGUUAUGUGUUGACUGGGGCAUCAUGGGUUACUGGUGCAUUCAGUAGAGUUACCAAGGCAGCUGGGGAAGUUGGACAGAAGACGAAGGAGAAGAUGGCAGAGGAAGAACAGGAAAAGAAAAUAGCCGAGGGCUAUUCGCAGCUUCAUGAGAAUGAUUCCCCAAAAGCUGCGACAAAUGAGCAGCCCUCCAAACCAAUGCCUGCACAAGGUUUGAUCCUUUAAUUUGCUAAAACUUGUGUAAAUAUUUUUCCAGAGAGUUUGGAUCUCAUCAUCUUAUAUUUUGUCUGCUCUUUUCUGGUUGUUUUGGAUGUAGUAAAUUAGAGUAGGUUGUUAUACCUUGGUUCAUUACAUUUGUAAGUCGGUACUUGAGCAUAUUUUGGCUGAAGUGUUUUUUGUCAUACACAUAUAUGGAUGCCUGAGUCUUUACUUGGUUUA
Molecule: messenger RNA, 1323 nt
Organism: Malania oleifera
Lineage: Eukaryota; Viridiplantae; Streptophyta; Magnoliopsida; Santalales; Ximeniaceae
Product: binding partner of ACD11 1
Exons: 5
Coding region: 277-1110 (277 amino acids)
Molecular function (GO): RNA binding
Source: RefSeq, a predicted model, not a curated record